Molecule: messenger RNA, 629 nt
Organism: Procambarus clarkii (red swamp crayfish)
Lineage: Eukaryota; Metazoa; Arthropoda; Malacostraca; Decapoda; Cambaridae
Gene: rtp
Product: MORN repeat-containing protein retinophilin
Biological process (GO): translational termination; response to axon injury
Cellular component (GO): translation release factor complex; cytosol; cell projection
Molecular function (GO): sequence-specific mRNA binding; translation release factor activity, codon specific
Source: RefSeq, a predicted model, not a curated record
CUCGCUGCUCAGGCACUCCAGCACCCACACCUCCACUAUCUGACUCAUCAUGGCUCAACGUGCGGGGAGCGGUGUGGUGAAGUACGGCAGCUACAGGCACCAGGACGGCACCCUCUACGUGGGUGACUGGAACGAGAAGGGCCAGAAGCACGGUAUGGGCCACCUGGCACUCCCAGAUGGCACCCGCUAUGACGGAGCCUUCCAGAACGGUCUCUUCAACGGUCUCGGGGUCAUUGUCUUCCCUGAUGGUGCCAGGUACGAGGGGGAGUUCAUGCAAGGAUGGUUCCACGGCCACGGCGUCUUCUGGAGGAACACCACCAUGAGGUUUGAAGGAGAGUUCCGCGGGGGGCGCAUCUGGGGCCACGGCUUGGUGACGUACGCAGACGGCUCCAAUGGCUUCCCCAGAAAUGAAGGUUUCUUCCAAGACUGUCGGUUUAUGCGAAAGAGUCGGUGUCCGCAGGUGGUGCAGCGGGCACAGAAGGUGGCCCACAUUGCUCGUGCGCAGAUGGACGACUGAUCCACUCAUACACAAUGCCUUAAAAAAACUAUUUUAAGUUCCAAUAUACUGUAUAAGAUCAAAAGUGUAACUGUUAGAAAUGUUUUCUUCUGGCAAUAAAUGUAUGACAUCA